Messenger RNA from Dendronephthya gigantea, 1049 nucleotides. RefSeq lists its product as uncharacterized. NCBI's taxonomy places the organism in Eukaryota, Metazoa, Cnidaria, Anthozoa, Malacalcyonacea, Nephtheidae. The transcript has 3 exons. The coding region runs from base 102 to 650 and encodes 182 amino acids. The record is from RefSeq and is a predicted model, not a curated record.
GUUACAAGCAGACUUCAGACGCGAUCGAUAAGAUAUCCUAUAAUCAUUGUGUGGUUCAGUGGUAUAACGUUAUUGUCUUAUUGAGUAGUAACAUUAGAAAAAUGGUUUUCAAAACAGUCGUACCUAUCAUAAUUUUGGGUCUUGUGAUACUGGUCAUCGGCACAACACAUAAUAACCCAGUUUAUGUCAUCACAGACACAGAGAACAUAAAUCAGGUAACAGGGCUAAGCUUUGUACCACCUGAAGGAAGAAAUUUGUUUUGGAGCCCAUGCCUUGGUAAGAUGGCAUGUAGGAAUACGGCAUUGUUCCCGAUAAUCGAUGCACUAGGCGGAUCGCUUGUCGCUGAACCGUCAACAUUACGCUGUUUCAGACGCGCCCCACGUGGAAAACAGGUUCAAAUGUGUAAUUGCUCCGAAAUAACAAUUUCUCAGAUAGCGAUGUUAUUUUACAACUCAUCCAGUCAUCAAAUCAUUGAUAUGAACCAACCUUCGAAAAAAAUGUGUUUGGAGAUUGGAAAGAAUAAUGCGGCAAUCUUGUCACCAAUUUGCAAGACCACAUACAUACUUCAACCAAGAAAGCCACUUAAAGAAACGCAUAGACAGAGAGUGGCCCCGUGGUUCCAGCGCUCGUCUAUAGCAACUAAAAGAUAGGAUAAAGUUGCAAGAUGUCCACAUUAUGAUUUAUUAGAAUAUUAUUAGAUUACAUAUUAAUUUUGCAUUUUGAAUAUUUCCUUCUGGCACUGAAGACUAAUUCACUCAAAGUAAAAACAAACACAAUUUACUUAUCUACACCUACGUGUAUAUACAGUUUUGCAUGUAUUUAAAAAACUAACAAAAAAUGCGAUCUGUUAUCAGUAUUUAUAGGAAUGAAAAGUAACAGAAAAAUCAGUUCAGCAUCGUCUAUUUUGAAACAGUGGUGGAUUUUGGGUCCGUCGUUAAUAUCAUAGUGAAAUAAAGGGUGUAUCAUUAAUGUCAUAGGAAAAUAAAGGGUAUACCGUUGAUAAUAAUGUGAAAUGAAGGUUAGUCUAUUGUUAAUGAAGCUAAUAGCAU